AUGCAAACUGAAAAGAAUUUCUUUUUCUAUGACACUAGUAUAACACUCAAAGACGAUGUACACAAAAUCGUACCUAAAGAAGUUAAAGAAGGUCGAUCUCCACCAUUUAUGAACUUUAACACUGCUGAACAUAGUGUUUAUGCUACGUUGCAUCCUGGUGAGAAAUGCCACUUCACUUACAUACUGAUACCCUACCCGCCCUACCUACCCUACCCUACCCUACCCUACCCUACCCUACCCUACCCUACCCUACCACCCUACCCUACCCUACACUACCCUACCACCCUACCCUACACUACCCUACCUUUAACCUACUAUACUGUACCCUGCUUUACCCUACCCCUGUCCUUAACAUACUUUACUCUACUCUAUUAUACUUCACCAUACUUUACCUCUUCUAGCCCUACCGAACCCAACCUAUCUUUCUUUGUUCUACCUGAUCUUACCUUGACCCACCCUACCGUAUCCAAUCACUUUUUUCUUCAGGCAUGCUAGACUACCUCCCCAUGCCAUAUGAUGUUAUUGUAGCCCUAGAGUACCAAAGCAUAUUGUUCAUCUCUGACUCUCCUUAUACUCGUCGUUUCCUCAAAUGGUUCUCAUUAUGUGCGCUGACUGAAGACUGUAUAUCUCCGCCGAAUGCUACAGUAUCUUGCGAUUUAUCGGCCAAAGAUCGUUUUUACAGUAAAAUGGGUCGAAAUUGUCAUCGUUUCGACCAAAAUCUCUGGAAUUUGAUUAACCUACAAUACCUUUUUGACCCAUUCUACAAAGGUGCUCUAAGACUGGGACUAGUGCACGAGUGGAUAGAUGGUACUGCUAAUUCUGACGAUAUAUCAGAGUUUAUUAAUGAGACAAUUACUAAAAGAGAUGAGAGGUUUUUACCGUUGGGGAUGAUGUUCAAUGUUACCAGGGGUAAUGUCAUCAAUAGAAAGAUAAAGUUAGACUGUUAA
Bursaphelenchus okinawaensis is the source of this 947-nucleotide messenger RNA. NCBI's taxonomy places the organism in Eukaryota, Metazoa, Nematoda, Chromadorea, Rhabditida, Aphelenchoididae. The record is from the annotation of a GenBank genome assembly.